AUGUUUGCUGAAUGUCCAUUCAGUAUAGUAGAACAGCCGAAGUUUGUUUAUGAUGGUAAAUGGUUAAAAGUGCGUCAGGUCCGAUUUAAAAAAAAUGAUUCCUCAUCAGAACAGGUCUGGGAAUCAGCUCAUCGUCACAAAAUUCCGCAGUCGAAACCGAGUGGUGUUGAUGUGCUUGCAACUUUGCACAAAAAUGGUAAGAAGUAUUUUAUUCUCAUCAAACAAUAUCGUAUUCCUAUGGGUGGCGUGUGUUUGGAAUUUCCAGCUGGAUUGAUAAAUGAGGGAGAAAGUGUUGAGGCUGCGGCAGUACGAGAAUUAAAAGAAGAAACAGGAUACACAGUCAGUAAGGUAAUAUCGUGCUCAAAAGGUAAACAGAGUUUAAGCCCUGGUCUUACCGAUGAGAGCAUUAAUUUUGUGGUAGUUGAUGUUGAUGGUAAUGCACCAGAGAAUAAAAAUCCGAAGCAGAAUUUGGACGAUGGUGAAUCGAUUGAAGUCGUGCUCGUUGAAUCUGAUAAAUUAUUAACAUAUAUCGAAUCUGUAAGUACAGAGGUACAUGUGCAGUCAAUGGUUUAUGCUUUUGCUUUAGGCAUGAAUUAUGCGCAGAGCUGUAAAGUUUAG
Messenger RNA from Thelazia callipaeda (thelaziosis nematode), 618 nucleotides. NCBI's taxonomy places the organism in Eukaryota, Metazoa, Nematoda, Chromadorea, Rhabditida, Thelaziidae. The record is from the annotation of a GenBank genome assembly.